AUGCAGUGCCUAUUGCCGAUAUUCUGCUGGUGGUGUGCAGGUCCUACUAAGUCCCCUGAAGAUGACAUUGGCACUUCACCUGGCUAUAAACUCGCGUCCAAAAUGAUUAGGGAUCAUCAACUUCUCGGUGGAUCUAUGUCAGGACCCAUAGAGUUUACUUGCGGCAACUGGGUAAAAAAUAAUCCGAUUCCCUGUCAUCACAUGACUUUUUCUCAAUAUAUAAAACUUGGAGAUAAAGUGGAAAAGGAACUAAGAGAAGAUGGCAACCUCUCCACAAACAGAAAGAAGACUGAAAAGGAUGUAGACAAAGUCAUUGAAUUAAAAACAGAUAUAGCAAAGAUUCGCGGUGGGGCUUCCAAUGAGUACAAUUUGCGUCGCUUCGGAAACUUGAGAAAACACAUGCCACUGAUUGACUGGGACCGGUUUUUCCUCGAAGUCGCUCCACCUGCUGCCCACUCUUACUUCAAAUCAGAUCCACUAAUUCUCGUUCGACAAUCCGAUUAUUUGAAAAGAUUGAACGAACUCUUGAAAUAUAAGGACCCUCGCAUCAUCACAAACUACGUUUUCUUACGGUUUUCUUCAAUACUACCAAAGGAAAUGGGAGGAAGAUACGAGGACGUCACUCAGGAUUAUAUGCGCGCGAUGUAUGGAAGACAAGAGAAAGCACCGCGGUGGAAGGAAUGUACCAAAAGCACUAAGGAUCUAUCGAAAUACGCAACCAGUGCAAUGUACAUAAGGAAAGCAUUCGACAAGAAAGCUUUGUACAAGGCAGAGAAAAUGCUGCGUCUGGUAGCAUAUCCCGACUUUAUUCUAGAUGACAAGAAGCUUGACGAACAAUAUGAAGGCCUGAAUAUUGAUGACAAUGAUUCGUACGCUAAACUGAUGGAAAAGGUGGCUCGGUUUGGCAUUAAAUACAUCUUCAAACGAUUGACGGAACCAGUAGAUCGCUCUGAGUAUGAUUUCAACCCAGCUGCAGUGAACGUUACUACUUUACGCUAG
Messenger RNA from Cylicocyclus nassatus, 999 nucleotides. Lineage: Eukaryota; Metazoa; Nematoda; Chromadorea; Rhabditida; Strongylidae. The record is from the annotation of a GenBank genome assembly.